AGAGAAAAAAAAAAGAAGCAAAAAUAGAUUUCCAACUUCCAAGUUUACAAGUUUGUCAGAAAAUACAUUUCAUCAUCCACUAUUAGUUAUCUGCGUGCCAGGUUAUGAUUUGUGGAAUGCUUUUAAAAUUUAGCUUACUAUAUUUUUCUUGAAUAGCAAAAAUAGAAAAAACCAAUAAAAUUCGAGGUAAUUCACUGUUUCCAAAUUUUCUGAAAUCCAAACUUGUACAUUCUGUGUUUUGAUCGAUGGAGAAGAGAGACCUUUUUUCACAGAUGAUUGCAGGAGAAAUGAUAAAGUCUCUCUGCAUUUAGAGAAAGAGAGAGAGAGAGAGAGAGAGAGAGAGAGAGAGAGAGAGAGAGAGAGAGAGAGAGAGGGAGGGAAAGGAAUUGUUUUAUUUUUGUGUUCUUGGGAGAGAAGAAAAGAUGGAGAGUUUCAGUGAAACGGAUCACGAGGAGGUGGCGGCGAAGAUGACGUCGGAGGUUGGGGAGAAUUUUGAGGAUGAAGGGUUGGUUUCGAACUCGACGUUGGAGAAAGUUGCUGCAGCGAAGAAGUAUAUAGAGGACCAUUACAACAAACGCAUGAGACACAUCCAGCAACGUAAAGAAAGGCGUUUGGUGCUAGAACAAAAGAUAGCAUCUUUAGAUGUAUCAGAAAAAGAACAACUCGAGUUGCUUGAGGAUUUGCAGAGGAAAGAGACUGAGUAUACUAGGUUGAUGAGGAACAGGCUCUGCGUUGAUGAUUUUGAUCUUCUCAGUAUUAUUGGUAGAGGAGCUUUCGGCGAGGUAAGGCUAUGCCGUGAGAAAAAGACUGGCAACAUUUAUGCCAUGAAGAAGCUGAAGAAGUCUGAAAUGCUUAGUAGGGGGCAAGUUGAGCAUGUUAGAGCUGAGAGGAACUUGCUAGCAGAAGUUGCUAGUGACUGUAUUGUGAAGCUUUAUUAUUCGUUCCAAGAUCCAGAAUACUUGUACCUUAUCAUGGAGUAUUUGUCUGGUGGUGAUGUGAUGACAUUGCUUAUGAGGGAAGAGACUUUGACUGAGACCGUCGCUCGGUUUUACAUUGCACAAAGUAUUUUGGCUAUUGAGUCCAUACAUAAACAUAACUAUGUUCACAGGGAUAUAAAACCAGACAAUCUUCUGUUGGACAAGCAUGGUCAUAUGAAGCUGUCAGAUUUUGGUCUUUGUAAACCUCUCGAUUGUAGAAACAUUUCGGCCAUGAACGUAAAUGAGCCUUUGAAUGAUGAGAAUACAAAUGAAUCAAUCGAUGAUGAUGAGAACUGCUCAAUAGGACGCCGUGGAAGGCGUUGGAAGAGCCCAUUGGAACAGCUGCAGCAUUGGCAGAUAAACAGAAGAAAACUGGCAUAUUCAACUGUUGGUACUCCUGAUUAUAUUGCGCCUGAAGUGUUGCUGAAGAAGGGAUAUGGUGUAGAGUGUGACUGGUGGUCUUUGGGAGCCAUUAUGUAUGAGAUGCUCGUUGGUUAUCCCCCAUUCUACUCAGAUGACCCCGUGACAACAUGUAGAAAGAUCGUGAGCUGGAGAACUCAACUUGUAUUCCCAGAUGAUGCAAGGUUGACACCUGAGGCACGAGAUCUCAUUUGCAGCUUGCUUUGCGAUUCUGAUCAUAGGCUUGGUUCUCAUGGAGCCGGAGCUGAGCAAAUCAAAGCUCAUCCUUGGUUCAAAGAUGUGGAAUGGGAAAAGCUAUAUGAGAUGGAUGCAGCUUUCAAGCCAGUAGUCAAUGGAGAGCUUGAUACCCAGAAUUUCAUGAAAUUCGAUGAGGUGGAUUGUCCAAAACCAACAAGAACAGGAUCUGGACCUUCAUGGAAGGUGAGCAUAACCCCUCAAAAUAUCAAUUUUGUGGGAUAUACAUACAGAAACUUUGACGCUGUCCGUAGCUCUCGCCAUUCUUUAGAUAUCAAAGGAAGCCUUUCGCCACCACGCUCAUCAACUGACUCCACCCGAAGUGACUCUGCCAUUGAUUACGCACUACUCUCUACCGUUGAUGCUUCACAACAAUGACUCAAUCUAAGUCAUCAUCAUCUUCUUCUUCUUUUUCUACAAAACAUUCCUCUGCAACUUUUGUGUGUUUCUUGAUCCAUUGAACUUUAUUUUCUUUGGCAAUGUACAGUCUAUAAUUGCUUGCAAUUGCAUAGGGAAGAGAAGAUCCUGAGGAAUCUUUCUCUUUCAGCAGCUUCUGUUUUGCCUUUUGUUUUUAUUUCGGGGCGAUUUAUUUUAUAUGCCCAGAAAUGGCCGUUCAUGUAUUUUUCUUGUACGGCCGUUUUCCUUGUGGCAGUUUGUUUCCCGCCAUUGUGUUUACUGUUAUUGUUAGCAAUAUCCAAACACCAGUUUGAUCAUCUUCCUCUCUGUUUUUGUUUGUAAAUAUUGUUAGCUCUUGCCUCUUGUUAAUAAAUUUAUCAAUUCAUUUAACAGGAUAACAUAUUUGUUUAAACUUCUAUAGAAUUAAAUUAUAGUUGCUAAGAAUAUAUAUUUUAUAUUUAAAUAUAUAUAAAUUUUAAUAAGUUUUGGAUUUUAUUUUAUUUUAAAUAUAUUAAACUCGUAAAAAUUAGUUUGUUAAUUUACUUAAUGAACGGAUAAAUGUAAUUGAAAUUUCAUUAAUUAACUAUCAACAAAAAAAGUUCAUUUGAUUAUAUUGUUUUAGUUUUAUACCAAAAUUCAGAAAUAUAAAUAAAAAUAGUCAUUACUAUAUUUCGAAAAACUUGACAAAAAGGGUCUAAAGAAAAUUUAAUAUAAUAAGUGAUGUAAAAGUUAUAAGUUAUUAUCAUAUUUAAAAUUUGCCAAAAAUAUGAACUUUUUAAAGUAAAUUAUACAUGUUCUAAUUAAGUGAUGGCAUGUCACAAUUUCUUAAAACCAUAUGAUUUUUUUGGCGAAAAUGAAUAUGGUCAUGACACAUAAACAAAUAACUUCUCAAAUAGUGUUUCAGGAAAUUUAAUUAUUUUGUUUGUUUUUCCUCGCCCAUUGUGGAUCAAAUCACUUUAGUCAAUCUUCUAAAAAUAAUCUAUCUUUAUAUAUAAAGAAGACCCAUGAAUCACUCCCAGGGUGUCCACCUAGAAUUCCAGCUCAUCAAUUCAAAGCCCGUCCUGUUGACACGUGUCCCGUUUUCUUAAAACGCAACAUACAUGUUUUUUAUGUAUUGGGCUUUUGUUUCAAUAGAAAUAUAAGCCUGUCAGCCCAGCCUGAAACAAAAAGACCAAGAUCUUCUUUGCCAAUGGUGAUUUCUAAAACUAGGGUUCAUCGUCUUCUUCAGCCUUGACAACCUAAGCCAUCAAUGGCGUUUCAGGAGGUUGAGUGAGAUGAAUCGUCAUGAAGAAUCUAUGUGUCCAGUUCGAUUGUCGUUUCAUCUUAUGAUCCUUCCUCUCCUCUAGAACGUUACCUGAUUCAUUGAAUCAUUGCCUUUAACAACCUUCUUAACUCAGUGAGAUAAAACAUUUAAUGUUUGGGAUCUUAUAUCUCUUCUAGGCGGUGGAUCUCCAUCUAUAAAAAAAGACAGCUUUCAUCCCUGAUAACAUCAUUCUCACAACUCCUGAUAAUACCAAAAACUUAUUUUCAGUUUAGUGCUUCUUAUUCUCAUCGUUCUCACAAUUCAUCGGACGAUCAAGAUGCCCAUUAAAGAUCAUUCAAUCAAUCCUCCUAAUACGUCUUGCUUUUGGAAGGUUCGAAUGUGAAGAGGAGGUGCGCUCAAGAAGACAAUAAAGAAGAACCGUUUCGCUACUCACCUCACCAGAUCCAACGGCUUGAAACGUAUUCUCUCUUAUUCUCUACUCAACUGUUCUCUCCAGUUCUUUCUUUCUGUUCUUUUCUGUUUGUGUUUGCAGGGCUUUUGAUGAGUGUUUGACAUUCAGAUGAGAAACAGAGGAUGCAACUUAGCUUUGAUGAACAGAAGCUUCAAUUGAAACUGCACAGCUUAGAAAAGAGCUCGUGAGGGCUUCAAGCAUUGCAGCUAAAUCAUGGGAGGCCACUUUCUCAUCUCCCACCACUACUAAACCAGAUGCACGUUUCUCCAUUAGAGUUACUCCACAGUGGUCUUUUGCUUGAUUUUAAUCUUCUUCCAGGAAGUUGUUCUUCAAUGACUUCCUCGAGUUUACAGUAUCUUGGUUAUCUCGGACAUGGAUAAAUGGAUGCCUAGACGUUCUCAGUCUCAAAAGCUAUGAGAAUGCAUUCCCAAGAUUGAGUAGUCGUGGAGGAAAGAACCACAACCUUAGAGUGGAAGUAAUAGAUCUUAUGGCAUUGUUUUCACUAAUGCAGUGACACUUGUGGAGAUGCUCAUGGACUCUGUCAAAGCUCGAGAGAUUUUUCCUUCAGUCGUUGCAGCAUCUAAAAUUCUUGGAGUGGUUUCAUCUAAGAUUGCGUGGAAAUCACGGAGAUGCCUUACAUUUGACAACAACAUGAUCUGAAGGCGGUGGAAUGAUUCUGGAAGAUCAAAGACGUGACUGCUUCUGUUUUGUAUUUUGGAAUCAAUAAGAUUAGCUCUGUUAAGCCUCUGUGGAAUCAAAAAGAAAAAAGAUUAGCUAUGUUUUGCGACACUCACCGAAUGCUACUUUCAAUUAUUUUUUUAUGAAACUCUACUUUCGUUUCAGAGCACUAAAACUCUCAUUCUAAUAGUUAAAAAAAUAUAUAAUGGAAGAUAAGAUAUGACGCUUAUAAACAACCAAUUAGGGAAAUUAUGCCCAAUAACACUAAAAAAACUAUAAUUCACUAACUAACUAAAAUCUCAUACUCUCUCCAACUUUCUCUUCCUAUCUCUCUCUACUCUUUUUCCCAAAAUCUAAUUUCUCAAUUUUUUUUGGUUAUUUGGCAAAUAAACCCUUAUAAAUACAAACCGCUCAAAAAGUAAACAUUUAGCCAAAGACCAUCAGGUGAAUAAAAAAUCAAAAAUACAAAACUAUGACCAAUUUUAUGUGUUAUAUGUACUCUGCAAUAAUAAAUAAAUUAUACAGCUUACCACAAAACGCAAAAAAACGUUACCUUCAAACCAUAUAAACUUUAUAAAAGUAUUCAAUCCAGUAAAUCCAAACCAAUUAAAACCAAACAGAACCAAAAUAGAGAAAAUGGUUUGGAUUUAAUAAUACCGAAAAUAGCGAAUGAAUGUUAUUUUUAAGAAACCGCGGUAUAUGGAUAUGGUUUGGUAUAUAAACCGAUCAGACCGAAUAAACCAAAUAAACUGAUCAAUUAAAAAACACUAGUACAAUUAUACGUAAAUUAUAUAAUAUAAUUAAUAAUAUAUAAAUUUUCUUAUAAUUUAUUUUAUUAAUAUGAUCUUCAUACCUAUAAUGUUGAUUUUAGUAAUUUAAUAUUUUAUUUGAAUUUUAUUUAAAAAAAUUAUUUAAACAAUACAUAAUUUGUAAUUUUUUUUCAAACAAUGUGUGCUAAUAUUUAGUUAUUUAAUAAUAUUAUGAAUUACUUAUUUUCUUAUUUUUAUUCUAUAAAAACUAUUAUUAUUAUUAACUUAAUAUGGUUACUAAUUAUUUUAAAUAGUAAAAAAUAGUCAAUUCAAAUUCUUAAAUAUCUUCGUGUUGUAUUAAAGCCGAUUUUUAAUCAAAUAAAGUAAAAUUUAUAAUAAAUUAUAAAAUACAUAUAUAUAUAUAUAUAUAUGUAUAUAUAUAUUUAUGAUUUUUGGGAUUAAAACCAAACAAACCAAAAACCGAUUAUAUAAAAACCGAGUCAAGUCAAGAUAAAUAUGAUUUUAAUGUGGAAGUUUUUUUUAUAAUCCGAAAUAUCGAGAAGCCAAAAAAAUAACCAAAACCGAACUGAUAUUCGGAUUGAACACCUCUAACUUUACAGAAUAUAUGUAAUCGUUGUUGUGAUAAAGAACAUUUACGUAUUUAAAAAUAAAAGUCUUAAAAACAAAAAACUAACUUCUAUAAAGACUAUUUUUGGGAUUUCGUAUAGCGUUAAAAUAUCCUCAACUUAACAGCCCAAAUCAUUCUUAGGAAAUACAAUAACAAAACCCAUAACCUCAUUAUUCGUAUAAUCGAUAAUUGAAUUCUAUAUUAAUCCUAUGAAUUGUGAUUCUCUACUAAAAUGUAAUUGAAAAAACAUAAAAAUUAUGCCAAAAACAAUAAAAAAGGACCAAAGAAAACGCAAAUUUCCUAAAAGACACAGACACUAAAAUGUAAUUAUCUACCAGUUUAUUAUAUAAUACAUAGACAAUUAUAAUUUACAAAAUAUACGUCGAUAUAUCAUACGUAGAGCAUAUUCCGUCCGUAGGGCGGGCCGACCCUAGUAUCUAAUACUAUAAAUAAGACUAUUCUCUCACGAGAAUGAGCCACAUCACUAAUUCGAUUCACCACGUUGCGACAUCUGUCCCUCUUUUUCUAAACUCACCGUUUCAUGUAUUUCGUAUUGGGUUUCGGGGUUUCUUUGACUUUGUCGUUGGGCUUCUUUAUGAACACGAUCGUCCCGUCGAACUCUACAUUCAAUAUCAAGACUGAAACGUUGCGUUUUGGAUUAGGGUUUUCGUUGUCUCUCUCUCGCGUCUCCAUUGUUCCUCCAUGGAUCGAUCUUUCGUCUUCUUCAUCCGCUGCGAGAUGAUGCAGUAACUGAUCCCCCUCAUAAAGCCCUCCUUAAUCACUCACACACGAUCUCCACUCGAUGCGACCCAGGAGAGUGCAAGGCGGUGGAAGUCUACUAUAAAAAGACUGGCCACUCUUCCUCCUCCGUUCAAGUUCGCCUGCUCCGAUUUUGGGAGGCCAAGAAUGUCCGGCGUGGUGGAGAGCUUAUGUGAGUCGAUAUGCUCCUUCUUGAUCCUCAAGUAAUCUAUUUUACUGCUAUUUUUGUUUAUAGUUUUAAUUAGAUCUCCGGUUAUAUUCUAUAUACAUCGCCACCGUCUUGAUUCCAGAUUAUCAUUAUUCAUUGUGUUUUGAAGUUCCUGUUGUGGAUUUAUGGUCGAGCCAUCCCCCAGCUUUUAAUGUUUGAUAUCUUCUAUUCACAAUGUUCAUAUUUUUAAGGCUGUGAAAAUUCUCCGUUUCUGACUAUUAGUUUAUUUAGAUUUAUGGCUGAGCCAUUUCCCAGCUUUUGAUGUUUGAUAUCUUCUUUCACAAUGUGAUAAUACCGGUGUAUGAAGUUCCUAAUGAGUUGAGCAGCUGGCAAAUAAAAAUCAAAGAGAGAAGAGAGAGGUUCAAGUUGUGCUCCGUGGACAAGGACUUGGAGGUUUCUGAUCCGAAUCCUCACAACUCCAUUGUAAGGUCUCUCAACCACAAUUGUACAGGUUCUGCUGAGUACACAAGUCUAAGAUAUCUUGAGAGCUCAUCAGCGGAAUCAAGUUCGGAUCUAGAAAGACGAGACAGAAACAUUCAAGACCUGAAACAAGAGCAGGAGCAACCAAGUCCUGUCUCUGUUCUAGAGAGGAUACGUCUGGAAGAAGAAACAGUAGAAGAGAAGAUUAGAUUGCUAGCUUUUGAUGAUUCAGGCAUGAAUCUUCUAGAAAAGGACUCAGUUCACAAGUUUGUGAAGAAAGUUCCUAAAGCUUCAAGACUGAACUGGACUAAUCUCAUGGCAAGAUGCAUCGAAGAAACAUCACUACUCGACGAAUUCUCACACGGCGAUCACAACAACGGUAAGCUUCUUCUGGUUCUUGAUCACACGGACGAGAUUCUCUAAGAGAUUUACCGUCAAGACAUCAUCAAGUUUUGGCCUUUUUUUAGAGUUAUCAUCAAUCUACCAUCUUCUUCCUUUAGAGAAGACCUGAUUGACGAGAAGCUGAGAUGUUUCGACUGGGGUACUCUGCUGUGAAACUCCAAAAACGUUGGAUCAGAUCAUUGAGACUGAUGUGGUAAAGCUGAAGGUGUUUAUCUGUACCACGUCUUUGGUCGGGUUUUGGUGGUGAAGCUGAAGGUGUUUAUCUGUACCAAAAGAGUAACUGAAAUAAAGGUGGAGAAGGGAUGGUGCAGUGUUUCCUGCUCAAACUGGGCCAAGAAACUUUAGCGCACAGUAUCAUCUUUCACAUGUCUUCCUUGCAACAAUACUAGUGCAGUUGGUGUACUCCGGUACGGUGUGGAGAUGUCCGUUGCAGAUGAAACUGGUAAAGCUUUGUUUGUCUGUUUCGAUGAGGUAAUGACCAAACUUCACAACAUGAGGGCCUUUGAAGCUGACCAUCUUUUGGCUGGUGAUGGUGUCAACCCAGAGGAAACACAGGCCCCGCCGUUUGUGUGAGACAUGGUUGGUAAGACCUACACAUUCCAGGUGAGGGUGAGUUCACUUAAAUUCACAGCGAAUCAUCAGACCUUUACUGUCUCGCGCAUCCUCAGUGAGCGUGACCGUGUGCUGCAGCCUGCAUUUUUUGAUAAUCUAAGGUUUAUAGAAUGGAGGCGACGUUUACAAUGGAGAUAACAACCCCGAUGCCAUCACAGUGCCUUUUAAGGUGGAAACUGGUGGACCUAGCCAGGUGCAGGUAGCAUCGGAGAAGGUGAAGAAACCACGCAAGACAUAGGUGAAGAGGAUUGGAGUACAAGACGCAGUUUUUCCUGUGUUUUUUUAAUGCUCAAAUCGUUUAUGUUGGUUUUUUUUCCUUUUCUGGUGUUUGCUUUAUUAACAAGUUUGACUUUUACACUUUGCUACUUCUACAGUUUUGGUUUUUUUAAUACCAAAUAUAAAAUAUAUCUCAUUUAGGAAA
Brassica napus (rape) is the source of this 8619-nucleotide messenger RNA. RefSeq names its product serine/threonine-protein kinase tricornered. Gene Ontology annotation, biological process: intracellular signal transduction; peptidyl-serine phosphorylation. The record is from RefSeq and is a predicted model, not a curated record. The transcript is spliced from 21 exons. Gene Ontology annotation, molecular function: protein serine/threonine kinase activity; ATP binding. The coding region runs from base 423 to 2009 and encodes 528 amino acids. NCBI's taxonomy places the organism in Eukaryota, Viridiplantae, Streptophyta, Magnoliopsida, Brassicales, Brassicaceae.